CGUAAACAUUGCAAGUAUUGAGUCAUGGACAUAAUCAUGGCUUAGCGUCACCUUAAAUCGAGGAUUCUAGAAAGGUAUUUUGGCAAGCAGACACCAUAAAGAUAGUUAAAAAGUAUUCAGAGUGACUGCUAGAAACAAACUGUUCGAUACUGACCGAUCUUACGCUCAAAAUUGAAUCACUGGUUUGACAUUGAAACCCGAGCGGCAUAUAUCUACCAAAAAAGAUCAAGGAUUGGAAAAAAUAACCUUUUAUCUAUAUAAGGAGGAACAAGUUGAAGAUUUUACCAACAUGGCAGACAAGGAUACCCCUGAUAGUUUGAAUAACUCUCUGGACGGGGAAUUCCCUCCUCAGGACCAAGAUGAUGGGGAACUCAAUAUGUCAACGGGAAGCUCCAUUAGUGAUACAGAGACAGAGAAGAAGAAACUGAGGACCGAGUCACCAAGUUCUCCUAGAAUCCCUCCAGCAUUUAUGGUUGCAGCAUCCCCUCCAAAGUUUCUAAGUUUUGAGCAGUUGAUGGAGGCCACAAAUGGAGUGAAAAACAUGGCACUGGCCCAUGAAAUUGCUGUCAACAAUGAAUUCAAGCUGGAAAAGUUCCAAGCACCUGAAGACAGCAUAGAGAAGAAGGUCAAGGACACAGUCAGAAGAGCAUUCUGGGAUGCCUUUCAGGAGAAAUUGAACGAGGAUCCACCUGACUUUUCUCAUGCUCUGGUUCUGAUAGAGGAGAUCAAGGAGAACAUCAUGAUGCUACUGUUGCCACAGCAUGUGAGAUUUCGGGCCCAGAUCAAUGAGGUGCUUGACAUAGACUUGAUCAGACAGAAGCUUGAAAAUGAUGCCUUUGAUAUUUACUACUACUCUAACUAUAUUAUUGGGGUCAUGGAGAAACUAUGUGCACCUGUCAGAGAUGAACAAGUGGCAAAACUGAAAACAGUCAAAGAAGUUGUUCCCCUUUUCCAGGAAAUAUUUUCUGUUUUGGAUCUGAUGAAGAUGGACAUGGCUAAUUUCACCAUACAACAAAUCAGACCAUACUGCCAGCAGCAAUCGGUGGAGUAUGAACGCAAAAAAUUCCAAGAUUUCCUCAAAUCACAACAAGAGGCAGGAAUUGAUGGUCUGGAGUUUACAAAAGCCUGGCUAAAGAGAAGUCAUGAUAAGAUUACAGAUGUGAAUGCGGUAGAGGAGGCUAUGGCAUUGCCUUUAGCAACCCCAGCAGCCAUAAUGAAUGAGGCAUACACUGAAUUACUGGACUGGGAUGAAAAGAAUGUAAUUCCAGAGACUUUAGUAAUGGACCAUGCUAGAAUUGCAGAACAGAGGGACAGUGCUCACAGACUAGCCCUGAUUUCCUCUGUCCUAAUGAUCACAUACAGUACAGUGGGAGCGUCCAUCUCAGGUGUCCAAGCCCUGAAAGAAAAGUUAAAAUCUGAGAUCUGUACCUUACUAGAGGGAGUUUCCGAGAGUGACCUCCCUAAAGCGAUGAGUAAUGUCGGGGAGCAGGUCAAUAAGAUGGUGAAUGAGUUUCUAUCGUCUCAUGGGUUCCAGGCUCAGGACGAGGCCCAGCAGAGGUUACUGGUCGGUCAGAUCACAGAAAUGUCCAGCAGGGACAACAAAGUCUACAAACUCCUAUUUAAAAGGCUGUUGGACUUCAUAAGACAAAUCAUUUCCUCACAACACAAAGAACCACUGAAAGUUCCUCCGGGAUUCUCGGCAGUGGAAAAGGAGCUUAGCCAGCUUUGUGGUCAGUUUUUGAGACUGAUUUCCUAUAACAGAUCUGUGUUUGGUUCCUACUAUGCAGACAUUAUAAACACACUACUACAGAAACACAUGGCAGACCUGUCUCCAAGGUAACCAGUGAUGUCAACAUGUCAGGAAUGGUGCAUCAUGGGAUUCCGAGUUUGUGUUGCCUGAAUGUGAGUGAGAGAGGAAGAAAUUUCAUUAGAAGUCUCUGGACAUUAUUUCUUGGGAAAAGAAAAAGAAAUGGUGAUAUUUUCCUAGCUUUUCAUGUGAAUGGAUAGAAAUGUAUUGUAUAGUGGAGUGUUGUUUUAUGUCAAUGUUAUAGGAGUGUGUUUUAAGGGAGAUAACUGUCAAUUCUUCAGAAUAUUAAGAUUAUGUUAUUAACUGUUAUUGUGAGCAUAGAGAUACUGGUAUAAUUUAGUGCUUAUAAAAGUGUGUAGUUCUUGUACCACUGUUUGUUUUGCUACACAAAAAGUAAUUUUUGCAAGAAUUUUUGAUUUUGCAAUAGAGUAUCCAUAGUUAUUGAGUGCUGUAUUCAGUUUGGCAUUAUGUACUUUAAUUUUAUAAUAGACAGUUGUGCCAAUUAUUAUCUUUCAAACACUUAUAUACACUUGAUGAAUAGUAUUAACUAGUAGAUAUUUUUCUUUGUUUUAUUUUUUGUUUGUGCUUUUAUU
This is a messenger RNA of Saccostrea cuccullata (small rock oyster), 2400 nucleotides long. Its product is annotated as T-complex protein 11-like protein 1. The transcript is spliced from 10 exons. Lineage: Eukaryota; Metazoa; Mollusca; Bivalvia; Ostreida; Ostreidae. The record is from RefSeq and is a predicted model, not a curated record. Gene Ontology annotation, biological process: signal transduction. The coding region runs from base 290 to 1840 and encodes 516 amino acids.